This is a messenger RNA of Blepharisma stoltei, 225 nucleotides long. The record is from the annotation of a GenBank genome assembly. Lineage: Eukaryota; Ciliophora; Heterotrichea; Heterotrichida; Blepharismidae.
AUGCAAACCUGAUUUCAAGGCCUAGCUGAACUGGUGGUUCAGUUCAACCAAGCAUCUAAUUAUCUAACAAACUAUUAUCUAAUAGCUAUUCUAAAUAAGCUGAAAAUAAAAACCCAAAGUCAAGAGAGAAAAAAACUAUUUAAAGAUUUAAAAUAUUUUGCUUGUUAUAUAAAGGUAAAUAAAUAUUUAUUAUAUCAUGAAACGGCUUAUAAUCUAUAUGAAUAA